CCCACGGCCUUUGGAGGGUCUGGGCCCCCAGGAGCCGGUCACAGGUGGGGAUCUCCUACAGUUGAAGGUGGGUCUCGGCCUGGUCAGACGUGGACCGAGGCAGCACCGGCUUAAGGGGCAGCUGGCUCAGCUACAGGAGCGGCGCCCUGCAUGUUCUGCCUCCCGUGGGCGCCCGGGCCCCACGUCCAAGUGCUUACCUUCCAGGCGGUGUUACAGAGGAUGGGCGGUCUGGCCUCCGCGCCCCCUGGCUCACACAGAUGAGGAUGGAGACUUGGUGGCCUUUUCUAGUGACGAGGAACUGACCAUGGCAAUGUCCUACGUGAAGGAGGACCUCUUCCGUAUUUACAUUAAAGAGAAGAAGGAGUGUCGGCGGGACCACCGCCCCCCGUGUGCUCAGGAGGUGCCCCGCGGCCUGGUGUACCCCGGCGUGAUCUGUGACGGGUGCAAUGGGCCAGUGGUGGGAACCCGCUACAAGUGCAGCGUCUGCCCGGACUACGACCUGUGCUCCGCCUGCGAGGGGAAGGGCCUGCACCGCGAGCACAGCAAGCUCGUCUUCCCCGGCCCCUUCGGGCCCUUCUCCGAGGGCGUCGCUCACAGCCGCUGGCUCCGGAAGCUGAAACACGGGCACUUUGUGUGGCCCGGCUGGGAGAUGGGCCCCCCAGGGAAUUGGAGCCCACGUCCUCCCCGGGCAGGGGACACCCGCCCCGGCUCUGCAGCCGAAUCAGCUGCUGGUCCAUCGGAGGAUCCCAGUGUGAAUUUCCUCAAGAACGUAGGGGAGAGUGUGGCGGCCGCCCUGAGCCCUCUGGGUAAGUGGCGGCCUCUGUCCUUCGAGAGCAGGAGUGUGUCGAUCACUUGGUGAGGGGGUGGCUGGGGGGCGGCUUGCCCCCUGGGUCACCAUGGAGGAACGGUGACUGCCGUGCCCUUGGGGCCGGCCUUUGCCAUGCGCUGCACCGCAGGCCGCUCAAAGUUAAAUUCCGUGACGCGUUCUGGAGCUUUCCCUGUAGAGUGAAGUGGAAUCAGCGAGUGUUUGGUUGGGAUAAGCCCAGUAGCCUCUGCUGCAGGGCUGGCCUGUCGGCUUCUGACUUCUCUUCCCACAAAGGACAGUCUGCUUUCCCCCCUGAAUGUGAGCCCUGGGGUUUACUCAAGGACUUGGGGGAGUAGUUAGCUGAGAGGCCAUUUCUCUUUGCUUCCCUUCUGUUUUUUUGCAACCGCAACCUUUCUGGGGGCUUCCUGAGUGCCCAGCUUUUUGCCUGCGCUGGGGAGCCGGGUGUGAUGGAGGGUUUCCAGUAGCCUCGGGUCAGAUGUGAGGUCACUGGAUGGGUGGGUGAACCGCAGCGGGUACCCCCCUCGUGGUGGGACUGGCCCAAGGCUUUAGAAGGCGCCUGCUGUAUCCGCUGGCCCUGACGGGGACGGUGGGAGUCCGCUACGACUGUGACUUCUGGUCCAAGGCUACAGUGGAUCCGUGAUCUCUGGCUGGAAGUGUGCUCCGCUUUGUGACUUCAGCGGCAGCAAGUGUCCACUGUCUGAACGGAUGCUGAUGGGACGGGGAGGCAGGCCCGCCGUCGCCCUCAGCUUGAGGCCAUUUCGGCUCCCGCUGCAUCAGGCCAGGACACAGCUCAGCAGGGACCCGUGAAACCCCUCAGACCAUGUACCGCGGAGUUUCGUGCUUGGACUUAAAGGCCUUUGAGAGAAAGAGAAAAGAACGGGUUCUUAAUGCCUUCUAGGAGGAUAAAAGUGGAGCGGCGAUCAGGUUAUAAGCAGGAGAUAAGCUAGUGCUAAACCCUAGCUGCCUCACAAGACGUGGUGAUGAGAGUUGUGAUUUGGGGGCAACGGGAAGCGGCUCUUUGGAAGCUACUAGUGGAUCGUGGUUCUCAAGGUUGGCCGAGCCUCAGAAUCCCCAACAUGGGUUGUUUUUGGUAUAAAUUUUGACGUAUGGAGAUUUCACUAAAAUUAUUCUGAAGAACAAAGUCCUUCGCUAAAAGAACGAACCAGACAAGCUGGGAAGUCCCGAACCCCAGUCUAGGUUCAGGUAGGGAACCUUGGAACCGUGCAGAGUCCCAGGUCCACCUUCUGGAUUCUGGUAAAUUGGCCAUGGGUCGGGCCUGGGAUCCAUGUGUUUUGAAGGCUUGCCAGGGACUCUGGGUCCCACUUGCUGUCCAUCCCGAGGCCCAUCUGAGCCGGUGGCCUGUUUCAGAACUUGACCCGGAUUCCCCACUCAGGGCAGAGGGGGUAAUUUUGGCAGCGCUCAGGGGCGUUGUAGGCUAAGGGUGAAGGCCUUUUCAGGUCUUUCAAAGUGGAGGGAAUUGCUGUGUACCAACUGGGGAGGAGCCUAGAACUCUCCAAAACAACAAGGAAAAUUUCAGUAAAUAUGCCUCUGAAGCAGUUUCAGUUGAGGAGAGCCACUUGAGGAAUUGAUUAAACUUUAGAGUUAACGGGUAUUUUCCUUUCUUAUGAGGAAUUGACAGCUAGGGUGACUCAUGCUAACGGCCUAGAAGGGACUGUUCCCAGAGCAGGGGCCCCAAGGGACAGCCAGUAAUGCCUUCCAGAGGGCAGACCAUGUGCAGUGACUCAGCGAUUUUAAAAGCAAAGACCUUGUUUGGUAGGUGCCACGAGGACCAGCUGAGCGGGUCUGCCGCCAGCCUGAGUUUGCAGUCACUGACCUCUAGGACCCCCAAACCGCAGGUCCUUUCCUUGUCCUAGGGUUUUCAGAAGACACUCCCCCUCACAGGCUCUGGGGGAAGCAGGGCACGGCCAGUGGUACAGUCUGUAAGCCCUUAGGUCGCAGGUUAUCAUCCGUUGGAGAAACUUGGGAUUCUAGAAUCUCUCUGGUUCAUUUAUGGAAGUCCUGUCAUUCGCCCCCAUAGAAAAGUGAGACAGUAUAUGGGUGUUCAUUGGAUGUUCUUCCAACUUUCCUGUGUGCUCGAACCCUUUUUUUUUUUUUUAAAGAUUUAUUUAUUUAG
Molecule: messenger RNA, 2960 nt
Organism: Leptonychotes weddellii (Weddell seal)
Lineage: Eukaryota; Metazoa; Chordata; Mammalia; Carnivora; Phocidae
Source: RefSeq, a predicted model, not a curated record